AUGGACGGCCUGCGACAGCAUCAUGCCAAAGGCCUCGCCUUCAAGCCGACAGCUCAGCAGAGCAAAGCUCUCUAUGAAAAGAUCCUGCCUCCAGUUGGCAGAGCUGACAUCGAAGACCCCAGAAGACUGCCACCUUCGCGCUACGCCGGUACCAACAAUCUUCGCAGCCGCACGACAGAUAAUACUCUACCAACUUCACCGCCAGCUCGGAAGGAAUCGCUUGUGAUGCCUGUCCCAAACACAAUGAGGUUCGUUUGCGAAACUCUGAUACCGCCCUUCAAGGAAUCUGAUAAUCGCUCUAGCUCCGAAGACCUCUCUCCUCCUGCACGGCCUGAGCCUUCUCGCAGCCCCUCUCCAGACUUGAAAGACUCCUCGGACGAUACCUCUGAAACUCAGGCAACAUCCAUUGAGUUACCAGCUUUACAAAACAGGUCCACGGUUGAAGACACAGAUCGGAUGGAACCUAUAGAUGGUGAUCUCCAGGGCUCUUUCGAUUUAGUUGCCCCACCGGAGGGAAGCCAGUCAUCAUUCUCGCUCGAAGAGCGCUCUGCACAGCUAUUUUCGCGGCAGCACCUUGAGAUCAUCUUCUCGAACCCCGCAUCUCUACUACGCUUCACCGCAUUUCUAAGCACACACCGCCCUCAAUCUGUACCAAUUCUCAUAUACUAUCUUGACGCACUCAAGGCCAUCAGGGCAGUGAAAUAUGCCAACGCCAUUGUUGAGGCUUUGAACCCCAUCUCCGGCCAUGCGUUUACCGAAGAGUCCAUUAAAACUACCGUGAAUCAAGAUCUUGAGCAAAAGGCCCAUAGCGCGUUCACCGAAUUGACGGAGCAAGAUCUACCGGCAUUCAUCACUCAAUUGUAUAUACAAAUCGUCAGCCUAAGUAUAUCGAGACGUAUCACUGGCGUGCUUCCUGCUCAUCUGCGAGACGCCUCAGAGGGCUUGGCAGAGGUCUUCUGUUUGACUGAUCCCUCGAGACCGGACAACCCCAUUGUAUUUGCAUCCGAAGGUUGGCUUACUCCCUUGCAGCGUAGAAAGUAUCCGCUCACAGCCGUUAGAAUUCAACCGUACUACUCAAUAUGUCGUGCGAUUAGAAGCGGUAAAGAGCACUGCGAGGUGUUUUUAAACUAUCGGAGAGAUGGCUCACCAUUCAUGAACAUGCUGAUGACAGCGCCGCUAUGCGACAGCAGAGGCAACAUCCGGUAUUUCAUUGGGGCGCAAGUGGAUGUCAGUGGCCUCGUCAAGGAUUGUACCGAGCUUGAAUCUUUGCAGCAGCUUGUGCAAGGUGGUACUGUUGCCCAGUCUUUCAGCAGCGAUGAGAGCGGCGAAAAGGACGAUUUUCAGGAUCUGUGUGAGAUGCUCAAUAUGUCUGAGCUGGAGACAGUAAGAAAACAUGGAGGUAGGAUGCACCGUGAAUAUCAGGAGGAUGACCCCGACAAUACCCACAGCAAAGCGCCUCACAUGCCCAGACUCCUCCUUCAGGAACCCGCGACAGACGCAGUCACUUCAAACCUAGCCAAGCAGCAAAGUGGCAAACUCAGCGGUAUAUAUCAGAAUUACCUUUUGAUAAGGCCAUUUCCUUCAUUCCGCAUUCUUUUUGCCUCACCUUCUCUCAGAGUACCAGGAAUCCUCCAAUCACCAUUCAUGGAAAAAAUCGGAGGCUCUCUGCGUGUCCGUGAUGAGCUUUCCGCAGCACUCGCGGAAGGGCGAGGUGUGACGGCCAAAAUUCGCUGGGUUUCCCGAGCAGAUGAAGAUGGCCGGAAUCGAUGGAUCCACUGCACUCCCUUGGUCGGCAGUAACGGUCAGAUUGGUGUUUGGAUGAUCGUUCUAGUUGAUGACGACCAAGAGGCCAACCGGCGUUGGAGACAAGCCCCCCCUGUCGCCGAACCACAUCGAGGCCACUUGCAUAGAGCACCACAUGCCAGUGGAGGAAGCAGCAUGGACUCUGUCUUAGCCAAGCGUGAGCGUGCACCAUCACACUCAAGUCACGCUCGUUAUUCUUCACGUCCAGCAUCUAGAGGGGCAUCAUUACGUUCAACAUCCCCUAAUUCGUGCGUAGAUCAAGAUAGCGCUUUGCGAACAGUGGAACAGUCUUCAGCCUUGCGAAAUGAUUCCUUCAUCAAUCAAAACCGUCUAGAAGCCUCCAUGGGGUUCUACAAAGGACGGCAGCCCGGGGAAUUCGAUAUCGUCCCUAGCCGUGUCUUGGUGAUCCCUCGGAUGAAAGAAGCAGAUGUGUCGUGGAUUCGCGAAGGUCUAACGGAUCUCAGCGUGAUUCUCUAUGUUCCCAACGAUCCUGCCGCAGAGUUCCAUGCCCCUAAAAACAAGGGAAACGAGGUCAUGAUAUAUUUGAGCUACAUCAUUGACCAUUACGAAAAGCUACCCGAAGUGUCGGUAUUUAUGCACUCACACCAUUUCGCGCAUCAUAACAACGAACUGCUGGGGUUUGAUGCUGUACGCAUGAUACGGCAAUUGAAAGACGAUCACGUUAUUAGACAGGGCUUCUUUAACCUCAGGUGUAGUUGGUCGCCUGGCUGCCCAGAAUGGCUGCAUCCACACCCUUCGCAAGACACUUUGGGCAAACAAGAAGAAGUUGUCCUAGCGGAGACCUGGCACGAAAUGUUUCCUCACGAAUCCUUGCCACCAACCUUGGCUCAAGCAUGUUGUGCCCAAUUUGCGAUAUCGAAGGAAAGGAUUCAAGCCCUUCCAAAGAGCCACUACAUAUUCUUCCGCGAUUGGAUCAUUAGAACACCCCUGAGCGACUAUGUCUCAGGUAGGAUAUGGGAGUAUUCGUGGCAGGUAGUGUUCAAAGGGAAACCGAUAGUCUGUCCGGUUGAGCAUAUGUGUUACUGCGAUGGCUUUGGAGUUUGUUUCGGAGGACCAACGAACUUCAGCUCCUAUGAGCGGCUUCGGGAUGAGAAGCCGAAGCUCGAAUCACAACUGGCAGCUGCGAUCGAGAUGGCCAGCAUUGCAAAUGCAUCCGAGAACGUCACCACGACAGCUAAUUCGGCGCAAAUUCAACAACUCAUCGGGAAAAUUAAAUCCCUCGAGGAAGACAUACUUGCAAAGACGAAUGCUGCGAUAGGUCGCGGCAACGAUCCAGACAAUCGAGCAAGGGAUUGCGGGAGGAUAGAGUCACAGUUAUAG
Bacidia gigantensis is the source of this 3144-nucleotide messenger RNA. RefSeq lists its product as uncharacterized. The transcript has 6 exons. Lineage: Eukaryota; Fungi; Ascomycota; Lecanoromycetes; Lecanorales; Ramalinaceae. Bases 1 to 3144 code for a protein of 1047 amino acids. The record is from RefSeq and is a predicted model, not a curated record.